UAUAACAACUCAUCUUUCAUUCUCUUAUUUUUCUUAGAGAGAGAGAGAGAGAGAAAUUAAAGGAGAAGAAAAUUAGUAUAGUGGGGAAGGCUGCUUGGGACUUCACUCUUGCAUACUAUACUCCAAAAUUAUUUAAGUGGCAUUAAUGGGAUUUCAUCUCUUGUGGGUUGGCUUCUUCCUUUGCUGUGAGUUUUGGGUUCUUUCCUUGAGUGAUCAAGAUGGUUUCAUAAGCUUAUCUUGUGGAGCAACUACCACCUUCACUGACUCCUCCAACAUUUUAUGGAUUCCGGACGUCGACUACAUCAGCUCGGGUAACACUUCAAUCAUUGACAAUGGCAAAGCUGGAUCCUUUUCCAGUGACCAUGUUCGGUUCUUCCCCAUCCCUCGGGCUCGAAAUUGUUACAAGCUACCACUUAAAAAUGGCUCCUCAUCAGUUCUCAUUAGAGCUAAGUUUGUGUACAAAAACUAUGACAAGGUUGAGAAGCCCCCUGCAUUCUUUGUUUCUCUUGGGACAGCCAUAACUACCAUUGUGAACCUUACUUUUCAUGACCCUUGGACUGAAGAGUUUGUUUGGCCAGUAGUUAACAAGGAAACUGUCUCCUUUUGUUUACACUCCAUUCCUCAUGGUGGUAGCCCUUUGAUAUCUUCCAUUGAACUUCGGCCCCUACCGCAAGGAGCUUACGAAGAUGAUGGCUUGCUUCAGAGUCAGGCUCUAAGAAAGUUGUAUCGAAUCAAUUGCGGUUACACCAAUGGAUCUCUCAGGUACCCGAUCGAUCCAUACGAUCGAAUAUGGGGCACAGACCGGAACUUCAAGCCAUUUCAUGUGUCAUCGGGGUUCAAAGUUGAGGCCAACUUCGAUGUGAUAGAAGUGAAGGAAGCUCCACCAGCUGCAGUUGUUGAAACAGCAAGAGUUUUGACAAGAAGAAAAGAGCUAAGCUACAACCUUCCACUUGAAAAGGAAGAAGGAGAUUACUAUGUGAUUCUUUACUUUGGUGGGAUUCUUGCUGUUCAUCCUUCAUUUGAUGUGCUGAUCAAUGGGAGAGUUAUUGAAUCAAAUUACACUUUUGAAAAGGGAGAGAUUAGGGCUUUGUAUAUCAUUCAACACCAAAUCAAGAACUUGAUUAUCACUCUCAAGAGUGUUAAAUUCUAUCCUCAAAUCAAUGCUAUUGAGGUCUAUCAGAUUGUUCAUGUUCCUUUGGAAGCUUCAUCAACCACAGUUUCAGCCCUUGAGGUGAUUAAUCAAUCUAUUGGUUUGAAUUUGGAAUGGGAAGAUGAUCCAUGUUCUCCAAGAACUUGGGAUCAUGUUGGAUGUGAAGGAAACCUUGUUACAUCUCUAGAGCUUUCCAACAUCAACUUGAGGACGAUCAGCCCGACGUUUGGCGACAUUCUCGAUCUCAAAAUACUGGAUCUGCACAACACUUCCCUUUCGGGAGAAAUACAAAAUUUGGGCAGUCUGACUCAUCUUGAGAAUUUGAACUUGAGUUUCAACAAGCUAACUUCAUUUGGGUCUGAUUUGAAGAAUCUCAGCAACCUCAAAUUUCUGGACCUGCAGAACAAUAGUCUUCAGGGAAUUGUUCCAGAUGGCUUGGGAGAACUUGAAGAUCUUCAAUUAUUGAAUUUGGAGAACAAUAGGCUGGAAGGCACCCUCCCAUUGUCUUUGAACAAAGGAAGUCUUGAAAUUAGAACAAUAGGAAACCCUUGUUUGUCAUUCUCCACAAUGACAUGCAAUGAUGUGUCAUCAAAUAAUAAUAAUCCAGCCAUUGAAACACCACAAGUCACAAUUGUUCCUGAGAAGAAGAAGAAGAAGGAGGAGAUGAGCAGUCAUAAUAAUAAUUAUCAUUUGCCUAUCAUUAUUAUUAUUGUUUCUGCACUUGCUGCUGCUUUAUUAGUUCUCAUCACUCUCUCCCUUUCACUUUUACUCUACAUGAGGAAUAUCCACUCUCAAAAACACACAGCAUCUCAACUCACAUACUCAACAAAAGCAGCAAUGGAGCUAAGGAAUUGGAACAGCGCAAAAAUAUUCUCCUACAAGGAGAUAAAAUCAGCUACAAACAACUUCAAGGAAGUGAUUGGAAGAGGAAGCUUUGGAUCUGUUUAUCUUGGAAAGCUUCCCGACGGUAAACUUGUGGCUGUCAAAGUAAGGUUUGACAAAACCCAACUUGGGACUGAGUCCUUUAUCAAUGAGGUUCAUCUCUUGUCUCAAAUUCGUCAUCAAAAUCUAGUUUGUUUGGAAGGAUUUUGUAACGAAUCGAAACGACAAAUACUUGUUUAUGAGUAUUUACCUGGUGGAUCCUUGGCUGAUCACAUUUAUGGCAAGAACAAAAAAAUCGUUUCACUUAGUUGGAUUAGAAGACUUAAAGUUGCUGUUGAUGCAGCAAAAGGGUUGGACUAUUUACACAAUGGAAGUGAGCCAAGAAUAAUCCAUAGAGAUGUGAAGUGUAGUAACAUUCUUUUGGAUAUGGAAAUGAAUGCAAAAGUUUGUGAUUUUGGGCUUUCCAAGCAAAUUUCACAUCCUGAUGCCACUCAUGUCACCACUGUUGUCAAAGGCACUGCUGGCUAUUUGGAUCCUGAGUACUAUUCCACACAACAAUUAACCGAAAAGAGUGAUGUGUAUAGUUUUGGAGUUGUAUUGUUAGAGUUGAUUUGUGGAAGAGAGCCCUUGAGUCGCACAGGAACUCCAGAUUCAUUCAACUUGGUGCUGUGGGCAAAACCGUACUUACAAGCAGGUGGAUUUGAGAUAGUAGAUGAAAAUUUGAGAGGAAGUUUUGACGUUGAAAGCAUGAAAAAGGCAGCUCUUGUUGCUAUAAGAUGUGUGGAAAGAGAUGCUUCUCAAAGGCCUAAUAUUGGACAGGUUUUGGCUGACCUAAAACAAGCUUAUGAUGCUCAACUUGCAUAUCUUUCUACUUUUGACCAUUGACAUCAUUUAUUUUAAUUAGAGACAUUAAUACUAAGGAAUAUAUAUAUAAUCUAUAUCUAUUAUUGUCUAGUUAUUCAUAUUUAUAUUAUAAACUUGUAUGAGAUAAUUUUUUUCUUCUCACACAUGUAUAAUAAGAUAUAGUUGUCUUAUGAGAGAGGGUUAAUUGUUAUGAAUGAGGGACAAAAGUAAAUGCUAUAUGUUAAAGUUCUUCCAUGGAUCGGACUCGUUUGUGAAGAGAAAAUUUGAAUGGGACACUCUUUUUUUAAAACAAAUUAUAUGUAAAUUAUAUGCAUUUUUAUGAGAAUAUGAUUGUUGUUCCAAUUUAUUUA
Molecule: messenger RNA, 3246 nt
Organism: Cucumis sativus (cucumber)
Lineage: Eukaryota; Viridiplantae; Streptophyta; Magnoliopsida; Cucurbitales; Cucurbitaceae
Product: probable LRR receptor-like serine/threonine-protein kinase At5g48740
Exons: 16
Coding region: 146-2917 (923 amino acids)
Biological process (GO): protein phosphorylation
Molecular function (GO): protein binding; ATP binding; protein kinase activity
Source: RefSeq, a predicted model, not a curated record